Trichogramma pretiosum is the source of this 1203-nucleotide messenger RNA. RefSeq names its product lymphokine-activated killer T-cell-originated protein kinase. Gene Ontology annotation, biological process: protein phosphorylation. Gene Ontology annotation, molecular function: protein kinase activity; ATP binding. NCBI's taxonomy places the organism in Eukaryota, Metazoa, Arthropoda, Insecta, Hymenoptera, Trichogrammatidae. The coding region runs from base 130 to 1170 and encodes 346 amino acids. The transcript has 5 exons. The record is from RefSeq and is a predicted model, not a curated record.
CCCUCCAUUGCACAUUUCGAAAUUUCAAAACGUCAACGGUCAAUGGAAACUCAUAUGCUUGUUUACUUUUAAACAAACAGGUGCGAUUGCAUACGACUUAAAAUAAGACAUUCAUUCAAUUUUGAUAAAAUGGCAGAGUUCAAGACGCCGACAGCUAAAAAGUUUAAAAGUAGGAUCACGGACAAUCCUGAAUUCCAAACACCCAUCAAAAUACCGGCAUCUCCUUUUUUAAAACAAAUAGGUUACGGUUGUGGGGUGGGCGUGUUUACUUUAGAAAGGUCACCAAAAGUCGGAUUUGUGCGUUCUCCAUGGGCUAUUAAAAAGCGAAACAAAAAUGUUACUUCAGAUCCUAAAUAUAAUUCUAGAAUUCAAUUGGAGGCUGAAAUACUUAGAAAAUUGAAACACCCAAAUAUUAUUGGCUUUCGAGGCCUUGCAUAUGAAUCGCAUGGUGAACCAUGUCUUGCAAUGGAAAAAUUGGAUAUGUCAUUAGGUGACAUGAUCGAAAAUAGAGUAGAAGAAGGAGAACCACAAUUUCCCGCUGAUGAAAUAUUGAAAAUUGGCUAUGAAAUUGUCAAAGGUCUUGAAUAUUUGCAUCAUACAGCAUAUAUACUUCAUGGAGAUAUUAAAAGUUACAAUAUUUUAAUUUCCAAGGAUUAUCAAAUUGUAAAAAUUUGUGAUUUUGGAGUUUCUAUUCCAUUAACUCAAGACCUUAUUAUAGAUACAUCUAAUGAUAAGUUUAUGUACAUUGGUACACAAUGUUGGAGUGCUCCAGAAGUACUAGAUGGUGAUGAGCCCAUUACUAAUAAGGCUGAUAUGUGGGCAUAUGGCCUUGUUCUUUAUGAAAUGAUAGCACUUUCACCACCUCAUUUUCAAAAUGAAGAUUCAAUUGAUGAAUCUACAGAUGAUGAUCAUAUGUCAACUAUAAGUAUGGAAAAUAAUUAUCCAAAUUCUGAUGCUGAAGAAGAAGAUAGCUUUAUUCAAAGUUUGAAAGAUCCAGAUGAUAGUAAAUAUGGAACAAGACCACCACUUCCUGCAAUAGAGCUAGGUUCAGAAUAUGAUAAAGUUUUAGAAAUAUUUUAUGCUUGUACAGAUGAAGAUUACAGAACAAGGCCAAGUGCUAAAGGGGUUGUAAUGUUUUUUAAAAAUCACGUGAAGAAAGUUACCUCAUGAAAAUUUUCAAUGGAAAAUGGUAAUUUGAAAUGU